This is a messenger RNA of Cuscuta europaea, 982 nucleotides long. Lineage: Eukaryota; Viridiplantae; Streptophyta; Magnoliopsida; Solanales; Convolvulaceae. The record is from the annotation of a GenBank genome assembly.
ACAAACACCUACACGAUGUCUAUUUCACAAUCAAAUAAACAGUUUCCAUCAUCUUGCCGUAAUUCAAAUCAAACAAUCUAAGCUUCGGCAAGUCCAGUAGAAACAAUGGCCGGUCGCGGGAAAGCCCUCGGUUCCACAGCUGCGAAGAAGGCAGUGUCACGUAGCAGUAAAGCCGGACUCCAGUUUCCCGUCGGUCGUAUCGCCCGUUUCCUGAAAGCCGGAAAGUACGCUGAGCGCGUCGGUGCCGGUGCUCCGGUUUAUCUAGCCGCCGUCCUCGAGUAUCUCGCCGCUGAGGUUCUGGAAUUGGCCGGAAAUGCGGCAAGGGAUAACAAGAAGACCAGGAUUGUGCCCAGGCACAUUCAAUUGGCCGUGAGAAACGACGAGGAGCUUAGCAAGCUGCUUGGAGAUGUGACGAUUGCUAAUGGAGGAGUGAUGCCCAACAUUCACAACCUCCUUCUUCCUAAGAAGACUGGCGGUAACUCAAAGGUCGCAGAUGAGGAUUAGAUGAAAGUUAUGGAGUUUGAUCUUCUUGAGUGCCGAGUUGUUUGUGCUUUUAUGUUUAAAAAAAGAGAAAUUGUAGCAGUACAAUAGAAUUUAGGUGUUGUAGUUUUGUAUGUGUUCAUGCGAAUGUAAAUGGAGUUCAAACUCUGUUUAGCUGUUACAAUUGAUGAAUAUAAUCCACUGUUGCAGGAUUUCUCACGUAUUCUUGACAUGUUCUUUCUCAUGUGUAUUUUUUACGGAGUUCAAACUCUCCUUUUCCUUUCUUUUCCUUUUUUUUUGUGAUAUCAGUACAGAUUCAUGCUAGAUGAUCCAAUAUCUUUUGGGAUUAAGUAUUGUAUGUUGUUGCUGUUGUUGUGAUGAUCCUUUAGGCAAUGCGUUGAAUCUGUCAUUUAAAGUUCCGUGUUUAUAUGGUCUGCAGCAUGCAUAGUUUGAGAAAAUGAAAUCUACACUAGAUAGCAAGAAUAUGGACAUUGAUUUUUAA